Messenger RNA from Canis lupus familiaris (dog), 4128 nucleotides. It is a transcript of the gene TRPV5, whose product is annotated as transient receptor potential cation channel subfamily V member 5. Gene Ontology annotation, biological process: calcium ion import across plasma membrane. The record is from RefSeq and is a predicted model, not a curated record. Bases 868 to 3066 code for a protein of 732 amino acids. Gene Ontology annotation, cellular component: membrane. Gene Ontology annotation, molecular function: protein binding; calcium channel activity. NCBI's taxonomy places the organism in Eukaryota, Metazoa, Chordata, Mammalia, Carnivora, Canidae. The transcript has 19 exons.
AUUAGAGAGUUCCAUUGCCAGGCAAGAAAGUGGUGAUUAGCCAACAGUGGAUAGCAAAAGCUUCUAGAAUGAUCAUAGUGGGUCAUCCUGUGGAGGGCAACCAAAUGACUGAAGAGUUUCCAAAGUCCUUUCACAUUGAUUAUGUCAUGAGAUCCACACAGUAACAGGGACUCAAAGUUGUAGGAUCAUCAUACCUAUUAUAUAGAUGAGGAAACCGAGCUUCAUAAAAGACACAACUCUUGUCCUUAACAUCACCCAGACAAUAAAGGUCAGAGCAGGACCCUUGACCAACUUUUUUGAUUCUAGACAUCACAUCUUCUUCUCUUCCAUGCGGCCUUUCUCUAAAGAAAAAGUGGCUUGUAUAGGAUGAGACCCAGAGCAGAUAUUCUUCUCUUUAGAGAAGAACCAGUGUGGCAGAGGGAUGAGGAGCCCAAAUAACAGAUCUCGAGAAACCUGCUUCAGUGUCCCAAGGCCCACUAUGCCCAUGAACCUGAUGAGCACAGACCUGUUGGCGAUGGAGCCCUGCUAGCAGAUGUGCACACCUGGAGGCCCCCCUCUGACAGCCAUACUACCUCUUGUAAACUUCCUGCUGGUCCAGUCCAGGUGACGGGAGAGUGGUACAGGAGGUCACUUGAUGGUGGGGGAAGAAAGAUUCAAAUUGGAAGACCGAGGCCCAGAAAGCUCACCUAACUUAUCCGUAAGGGCCGAGAGCCAGAAUUCAAAGCAGAACCUGUCGGAUUGCUGAGUUGACGGGCUUCACUUUCCUACUGUCCGGUAUCCCAACUCCGCCUCCUCCUGGAUUGAGGAGUCCCAGACGGGCUCCUUUAACCACAUUCCCUAACCUGCCAGCACCUGAAAGGAGAAGAUAUGGGGGCUCCUCUACCUAAGGCAGAAGGACCCUGGGUCCAACUCCAGAAACUUCUGGCCUCCUGGCUGGUCAGAGAGCAAGACUGGGAUCAGCACGUGGAUGAGGCCCACAUGCUGCAACAGAAGAGGAUCCAAGAGUCUCCACUGCUUCAGGCAGCCAAGGAAAAUGACCUGUGUGUCCUGAAGAAGCUUCUGCUGGACCGGAACUGUGACUUCCGACAGAGAGGAGCUUUGGGGGAGACGGCCCUGCACAUAGCGGCCCUCUACGACAACCUGGAGGCCGCCAUGGUGCUGAUGGAGGCCGCCCCGGAGCUGGUCAAGGAGCCCACCCUGUGUGAGCCUUUUGUAGGUCAGACUGCACUGCACAUAGCCAUCGUGAACCAGAACGUGAACCUGGUGCGCGCCCUGCUUGCCCGCGGGGCCAGCGUCUCUGCCAGAGCCACGGGCACCGCUUUCCGCCGCAGCCCCCGCAACCUCAUCUACUUUGGCGAGCACCCCCUGUCCUUCGCCGCCUGCGUGGGCAGUGAGGAGAUCGUGAGGCUGCUCAUCGAGCACGGAGCUGACAUCCGGGCCCAGGACUCCCUGGGAAACACCGUGCUGCACAUCCUCAUCCUCCAGCCCAACAAGACCUUCGCCUGCCAGAUGUACAACCUGCUGCUGUCCUAUGAUGGGCGCAGGGACCACCUGCAGUCCCUGGACCUCGUGCCCAACCACCAGGGCCUCACCCCCUUCAAGCUGGCCGGCGUGGAGGGCAACACCGUGAUGUUCCAGCACCUGAUGCAGAAGCGGAAGCACAUCCAGUGGACGUACGGGCCGCUGACCUCCACUCUCUACGACCUCACGGAGAUCGACUCCUGGGGAGAGGAUGUGUCCUUUCUAGAGCUGGUGGUUUCCUCCAAGAAACGAGAGGCUCGCCAGAUCCUGGAACAGACCCCAGUGAAGCAACUGGUUAGCUUCAAGUGGAGGAAAUAUGGGCAGCGGUACUUCUACAUUCUGGGUGCCUUGUACACGCUCUAUAUGAUCUGCUUCACCACGUGCUGCAUCUACCGCCCCCUCAAGUUCCGCAUGGGCAACCGCACAGACCCCCGGGAUAACACCGUCCUCCAGCAGAAACUACUGCAGGAAGCCUAUGUGACUCAGCAGGAUAAAAUCCGUCUAGUGGGGGAAUUGGUAACCAUCACCGGGGCUGUGAUCAUCCUGCUCCUAGAGAUCCCAGACAUCUUUAGGGUUGGUGCUUCUCGCUAUUUUGGACAGACUAUCCUCGGGGGACCAUUCCAUGUCAUCAUCAUCAUCUAUGCCUGCAUGGUGCUAGUGACCAUGGUGAUGCGGCUCUCCAACAUGAACGGGGAGAUGGUGCCCAUGUCCAUUGCCCUGGUGCUGGGCUGGUGCAGUGUUAUGUACUUCGCUCGAGGAUUCCAGAUGCUUGGUCCUUUCAGCAUCAUGAUCCAGAAGAUGAUUUUUGGAGACCUCAUGCGUUUUUGCUGGCUGAUGGCUGUGGUUAUUCUGGGAUUUGCCUCAGCGUUCUAUGUCAUUUUCCAGACAGAGGACCCAGCCAAUCUGGGGCAAUUCUAUGACUAUCCUAUGGCACUGUUCAGCACCUUUGAGCUUUUCCUCACCGUCAUUGAUGGGCCUGCCAACUACGAAGUGAACUUGCCCUUCAUGUUUGGCAUUGUCUACUUUGCCUUCACCAUCAUCGCCACACUGCUUAUGCUCAACCUAUUCAUCGCCAUGAUGGGUGACACACACUGGCGGGUGGCCCAUGAGCGGGACGAGCUCUGGAGGGCCCAGGUGGUGGCCACCACGGUGAUGCUGGAGCGGAAGCUGCCUCGCUGCCUGUGGCCUCGCUCUGGGAUCUGCGGGUGCCAGUAUGGGCUGGGGGACCGCUGGUUCCUGCGAGUCGAGAACCACCAUGAUCAAAAUCCUUUGCGAGUGCUUCGCUACGUGGAAGCUUUCAAGGGUUCAGACAAGGAGGAUGGACAAGAGCAGCUUUCUGAUAAACAGCCCUCUGUUUCUGUGACUGAAAGUGGGACCCUAGCCAGAGCCUCUCUGGCCCCCCCCACCCCUUCCCUGUCCCGGACCACAUCCCACAGCAGCAGCCACCGGGGCUGGGAGAUCCUUCGUCGCAAUACCCUGGGACAUGUGAAUCUCGGGCUGGACCUUGGCGAGGGGGAUGGAGAGGACAAUAUCUAUCAUUUAUGAUGAGGACCCGUGUUACUGUUGGCCUGGCAAACAGCAUUUCUGGAGAUGGGCAGUGGGCAUCUGUUGCCCCACAUAUCUCCCUGGUUCCUGGAAGUCCCACAUCUUGAGAAAAGAAGGUAUCUCUUCAAGCAAAGUUGGACUUGGCCAUCAAAGACAAGAGGUAGGGGUACUAGACUGUCAUGUGAAUCAUCUCUCUCUCUGCCUCACACAGGCACUAGAACGUAGUAAGCUGUGAAGCCUGCCUGGUCCCACAAGGCUUACCGUGGGAAGAGCCAGGUGUGGCACUAAGGUCCGUGGCCCUUCCCUUUGCCUUAUACCCCUGUAGGACUCUCUCCUUACCUAGCAACCAAACCCCAACUAGAAAACUUCAAGAAGAAAUGUUCUUUACCCUUGUCUUAUUUUUAAAAUAAUUCUAUUAUGGGAAAAUACAGAUAACAUAAAAUUUACUAUUUUAACCACUUCCAGGGAUACAAUUCAGUGACAUUAAGUCCACUUAUAUUGUUGCAUCACCAUCACUACUCUUCAUCUUCAGGACGAGUUCAUCAUCUGGAACCGGAACUCUUGUACUCCUUAAACAUGAACUCCCCACUAUCUUCUCCGCACAGCCCCUGAAAACCAAUAUGCUACUUUGUGUCUAUGAAUUUGCCUCCUCUAGGUGACUCAUGGAAGUGGAAUCAUGCAUUACUAGUCCUAGUGUGUCUGUUUUAUUUCGCUUAGCGUAAUAUUUUCAAAAUCCAUCCAUGUUGCAGCAGGUAUUAGAAUUUUAUUCCUUUUAAAGGCCAAAUAAUAUUUCACUGUAUGGAUAGGCCAUAUUUUAUUUAUCCAUUCAUCCCCUGAUGUCGGGUUGUUUCCACCUUCUGGCUAUUGUGAGUAAUACUGCUAUGAACAUCGGUGUAUAAUUCUCUUCAAGUCCUUGCUUGCAGUUCCUUUGGGUAUACCCCUAGAUGUGGAAUUGCUGGAUCUUAUGACAAUUACUAUUUAAUUUUUUGAGGAAUUGCCACACUGUUUUUUGUUUUUCUUUUCUUUCUCCGUCUUCUCCUCCUCCCUACCCUCCUCCUCUUU